GUGGGGGGUCACGGAAGUCGGCGCCUUGAUACCGUAAUGUCCCGCCGCCUCCGUCGCGGACGCAGCUCUCUCCGCGGAGAGGGAGAGGUCGACGCGGGGAGGGCGUGAGCACGGGGAAAGGCGGCGGCGGAGGCGGAGAUGACGAGGCGGUGCUCGCACUGCAGCAACAACGGCCACAACUCCCGGACGUGUCCGGCGCGGGGAGGGGGCGUGCGGCUCUUCGGGGUGCGGCUGGCGGAGGGGGUGGCGGCCAUGAAGAAGAGCGCGAGCAUGGGGUGCCUUCCUUCCUCCUCCACCUCCGCCGCCGCGUGCGCCGCGUCGUCCUCACCCGCCGCCGGUGCCGCCGCGUCGCCAUGCGGCGAUCCGCUUGUCGACCACCACCACUCCGCCUCCGCCGCCUCCGGUUACGCUUCCGAUGACCCCGCCCGUGCCUCCUGUUCUUCUAAUUGCCGCAGCGAGCGCAAGAAAGGUGUCCCUUGGACCGAAGAUGAGCAUCGGAUGUUCUUGAUGGGCCUUCAGAAACUGGGAAAAGGUGACUGGCGUGGAAUAGCUCGGAACUAUGUUGUGUCUAGGACCCCAACACAAGUUGCAAGCCACGCACAAAAAUAUUUCAUCCGACAGAGCAAUGCCUCAAGAAGAAAGAGACGCUCCAGCUUGUUUGACAUGGUCCCUGAAAUGCCAAUUGACCAUGGCCCUCCACAUGAAGAACAGUUGUUGCCCAAUUCUCCUAUUGAAGUCGAGACCACCAAUAAAUUGCCAGCUUUGCAUCUUGGUCUACAGGGACCCAAGCCUAUCGAACCCUCAACAACCGAGCACGUUGCGGAACCAAGAGAAAGUAUCCCACAUGAGAAUCAUCCGGUAAUGAUGCUACCAAUGUUCUACCCGACCUUCAUACCAGUGCCUGUGCCAUUCUUGCCUUCGGAUUUGGCCGCCACUGCUAAAGAUGAUACGAUGGGGGAAGCCCACGAGGUUGUAAAGCCAACUCCUGUUGUCCGAAAGGAGCCAGUGAACAUGGAUGAGGUCAUCAGCAUGUCGAAGCUCCGCAUUGGCGAGGGUGUAGCCAGGAGCAUAGAGCCAUCUGCUCUCUCCUUCAAACUGUUGGGUUCCUCCUCUGCUUCAAGGCAGUCCGCCUUUCACAUCAACCCCUCCAUUGCCAUGCCUGAUCUGAACCAAAGCAGCGGCAGCCCUAUCCAUGCAGUUUGAGACAAACAUUGUCUCUUGUUCUCCGACACCGGUAUCCUAAUAUCAGCGUCAGGUUAUAUAGUACAUCAGAUUCUUGCCCUAGUGUGAAUUAAACUGAAGUUCUUGUCAUAAUUGAACUGCAGUUCUCAAUGAAUAAGGCCUUUCUUGUCAGUAUCAUGCAGCCAAAGCUGCCUUCUAUGGUAGUUUUCAGUCAUACUAGUAUGAAGAAGAAAUCACAUGAAGUAGGGGAUUCUUAUUUCUAUAAACAGUAUUUUGAAUUUACAA
Musa acuminata AAA Group (dessert banana) is the source of this 1467-nucleotide messenger RNA. Its product is annotated as transcription factor MYBS3. The coding region runs from base 139 to 1203 and encodes 354 amino acids. The transcript has 3 exons. The record is from RefSeq and is a predicted model, not a curated record. NCBI's taxonomy places the organism in Eukaryota, Viridiplantae, Streptophyta, Magnoliopsida, Zingiberales, Musaceae. Gene Ontology annotation, molecular function: DNA binding. Gene Ontology annotation, biological process: response to gibberellin; response to ethylene.